Messenger RNA from Phaethon lepturus (White-tailed tropicbird), 1519 nucleotides. RefSeq names its product histidine ammonia-lyase (gene HAL). Lineage: Eukaryota; Metazoa; Chordata; Aves; Phaethontiformes; Phaethontidae. The record is from RefSeq and is a predicted model, not a curated record. The annotation marks the transcript as partial. Gene Ontology annotation, cellular component: cytoplasm. Gene Ontology annotation, molecular function: histidine ammonia-lyase activity. The transcript is spliced from 16 exons. Gene Ontology annotation, biological process: L-histidine catabolic process.
AUGCCGAGGUACACGGUGCACGUCCGAGGAGAGUGGCUGGCAGUGCCGUGCCUCAGCUGCACAAACACGAUCAGGUGGCUGGGAAAGGAAGCUGUGAGACGCUACAUGAAAAACAAACCUGACAAUGGGGGAUUUGCCUCAGUGGAAGAAGUGAAAUUUUACAUUCGAAGGUGCAAGGGACUUGGCUUGCUGGAUCUUGAUGAUACAGUGGAGGAUGCUCUAGAGGACAACGAAUUUGUUGAAGUUGUUAUAGAAGGAGAUAUAAUGUCUCCAGAUUUCAUACCAUCUCAGCCAGAAGGAGUUCAUUUAUACAGCAAAUACCGAGAACCAGAACAGUAUAUUUCUUUAGAUGGCAACAGCUUAACAACAGAGGACUUGGUCAACUUAGGAAAGGGGCUCUACAAGAUAAAGCUCACACCUGAGGCUGAAGCUAAAGUCAAACAAUCACGAGAAGUGAUCGAAAGGAUUGUAAAAGAACAGAAGGUUGUUUAUGGAAUCACCACCGGGUUUGGGAAGUUUGCCAGGACUGUCAUUCCAAUCAGUAAGCUGAGGGAGCUUCAAGAGAACUUGGUUCGUUCGCAUUCUGCAGGUGUGGGGAAGCCUUUGAGCCCAGAGAGAUCUCGCAUGCUGUUGGCGCUGAGGAUCAAUGUUCUAGCAAAAGGAUACAGUGGAAUAUCCCUAGAAACACUUCAGCAAGUUAUUGAAGCAUUUAAUGCAUCCUGCCUUCCUUAUAUCCCUGAGAAAGGGACCGUUGGAGCCAGCGGAGACUUAGCCCCCCUCUCUCAUCUUGCUCUGGGAUUAAUCGGAGAGGGAAAGAUGUGGUCCCCAAAGAGUGGCUGGGCUGAUGCUAAAUAUGUCCUGGAAGCCCAUGGUCUGAGACCAGUUAGCUUGAAAUCAAAAGAGGGUCUGGCUCUGAUCAAUGGGACACAAAUGAUCACCUCGCUGGGAUGUGAAGCAGUUGAAAGAGCUGGUGCUAUUGCUAGACAAGCUGACAUAAUUGCUGCCCUUACGCUUGAAGUCUUGAAGGGUACAACAAGGGCCUUUGACACUGAUAUUCACGCAGUGCGCCCACAUCGAGGGCAGGCUGAAGUGGCAUUUCGAUUCAGGUCCCUUCUAGAUUCUGACCAUCAUCCGUCAGAAAUAGCAGAGAGCCAUAGGUUCUGUGACCGAGUUCAGGACGCGUACACAAUGCGCUGCUGCCCUCAGGUCCACGGAGUUGUAAAUGAUACAAUUGCUUUUGUGAAGGAAAUCAUGACAACGGAAAUCAAUAGUGCCACGGACAACCCUAUGGUAUUUGCUGAAAGAGCAGAGACCAUUUCUGGAGGAAAUUUUCAUGGUGAAUAUCCUGCAAAGGCUCUGGACUAUUUGGCAAUCGGUGUGCAUGAACUUGCUGCAAUUAGUGAAAGAAGAAUUGAGAGGCUCUGCAACCCCUCACUCAGCGAACUGCCUGCAUUUUUAGUCACCGAAGGAGGUCUGAACUCUGGCUUCAUGAUUGCACACUGCACAGCAGCUGCCCUGG